Messenger RNA from Auanema sp. JU1783, 2094 nucleotides. NCBI's taxonomy places the organism in Eukaryota, Metazoa, Nematoda, Chromadorea, Rhabditida, Rhabditidae. The record is from the annotation of a GenBank genome assembly.
AUGGAUUACAAUGAUAUGAAAAGUUAUGAUAACCCUCCGGCUAUCGUAGCUGCCGACUCCAUGCCAGUUUCCGACACAUUAGGGAAAGAGAUGGACGAUGCUCAUUUCGACGAUAAGAAGCCUAAGGAUGUUGUCAACAAGAAAAGGCAAGAAAAAAUGUCAGCCAAGCAGGUACUAAUGGCUUCAAGACUCAAACGUGAUGCCAGAUCAGAUUCAGCUCAUUUCUUGUUCGAAAUCAUCAUGUAUUCCAUAUAUCUGGUGGUUUUAGUUUACAUUGCUUUCGUAAACACUUCAUCACAGAAAUUUUUUUUUGCUAAAUCCGUCAGUAAUGCAUUUUUAUAUUCAACAAGUGACAGCUCUCUCACGUUCGACGGCAUCAAAGAUAUGGAUGCUAUUUGGGAAUAUUUCAAUAAGAUUCUCAUAAAAGGUUUGUACUGGGACAGUACAACCUAUAAUAUAUCCACGGAGGAGGGGAUGGUGAUGUAUGAAAACAAACUGUUGGGUCGGCCAGUAAUUCGGAUGCUUAAAGUUCAUAACAAGUCUUGUGUAGUUCCGGAAAGCUUUUCAAGAGAAAUUAAGCAGUGCUUCUCGAAUUACAAAGAAAAACAUGCGGAUAAACUCAGCUUCGGAACGGAAAAUAUGAACUUUGAAUGGAAAUCAUCAGAAGAAUUAGAAACGUCUUCAAUCAAAGGAGUCCUGGGAACUUAUGAUGGCAGCGGUUUUGUUGUUCCUUUGCCAAAAGAUGAUGCUGAUGAAGCUUAUCAGAUUAUUUCUGAGUUAAAGAGUAUGAGAUUCAUCGAUCGAGGAACUAGGGCCCUAAUCGUCGAUUUCGCUUUGUUCAAUGGAAAUGUUAAUAUUUUCAUUAUUGUUCGACUGCUAUUUGAGUUGCCAGCAACUGGAGGAGUUAUGACAACAUCCAACUUCUACACUUUUUCCUUGUUUCGAUAUACGGGAACCGGAGGAUAUAUAUUGGUUGGCUUGGAAGGAGCUUUCAUGGGAUUUACACUCUUUUUACUCGUUGAAGAGCUUUUUGAGAUUGUGCGAUCUGGACUGCGGUACUUCACCAAACUUUGGAAUUUGUUCGAUGUAGCCAUCAUUUCCUUAUCAAUUGCAUGUUUCAUAAUUUCUUACAAAAGGACAAAUAUAGUUGCUGAUCGAAUCAAUAGCAUUCUCAAAUCCAAUAUGACCCAAGCAACGAUGGAUGAUGUGGUUUCGGCAGAAAACACUUAUCACCAUAUCGUUUCCAUCAUUCUGUUUUUAUCAUUCAUCAAGGUUUUCAAAUACAUCUCUGUUAAUCAGACAAUGUCUCAACUCUCUGACACCCUGUCAAGAUCUUCUAAAGACAUUGGAGGGUUCUUCGUCAUGUUUUCCGUGUUUUUCUUCGCCUAUGCCCAGUUUGGCUAUCUUGUUUUUGGAACCCAGAUAGAAGAUUAUUCAACAUUUGUUGGAGCCAUCUUCGCUUUACUUAGAAUCAUUCUGGGAGACUUUGAUUAUUUGGCAUUAGAAAGGGCAAACAGAUAUUUGGGACCGGCCUUCUUCCUGACCUACGUUUUCUUUGUUUUCUUCGUUUUAUUGAACAUGUUUUUGGCCAUUAUCAAUGAUUCCUACGUACAAGUAAAGACAGAAUUGGAGAAGAAGAAAACAAAACGGAGUUUGUUCGAUUGGAUAAAAUCGAAAUUCAACAGAAUGGUUAGCUCAAAGGCUCGAAAUGAACGUCCAUCCAGUCCAGAUUUGGGCAUAACAUUCGAUGACUACAAGAACGAACUACUCAAACUCGGAUACAAGGAGAAAGAUAUAACAGAUGCUUUUAUCAAACUUGAUAUCUCAUCGGCAGAUCUAAUUAAUGAAAGGACGAUGGACGGAGUUGCGAAUGAGAUGCAAACAUUGCUCGAACGACGACGAGAAAUUGAUGAUAAUUAUCGAAAUCACAUAAUUGUGAAUAGACGGAUUGAUGCAUUGCAGGAAGUGCUCUCUACUUCUGUCAGUCGAUUUGAAUUGAUCAUGACAAGGAUAGCUGAUAUUGAACACAAAAAAGUGUUAGAGAAAGAAAAAGAAAAUAAGCUUUUGAUUCAGAAUUAUUUGGCUAAGAAGUAG